AUGGAGAAUCCAUUUCAAAGCACAGACUUCACUACCUUGAAAGAAGCGUUUCCAACAGUCGAUGUUUCCAUCAUCAAUGAUGUCUUGUAUUCGGCUCAAGGAGAUUUAAACAGUGCAUUUGAUAUGCUGUUGGACAUGAACUCUCCCUCCAUCCAUGACAGUAGAGCCAAGCCUUUGCCGCAGGUACCACCACUUCCUGUAAGAAGAAGCAGCAGCAGCAUCAACUCUAUACCCUACUCUUGCAACACAUCCAAUGCGAACAAUCAAUCUCAGGCAAGCAGAAUUAGUCAAACAAAUCCAUUUCUAGUGCCUGGUGUUGCCAAGCCUUUAACUGUUCGGGAGGAACUGGCUCAGUGGCGCCAAGAUCUUCGAGAGGAAAGUAGACAGAGAGCUACAGCAGCAAUGGCAUCCACUUCAGCAUCUGCUCCAAAUCUAUCAUUUUCAAACAUGUUCAAAUCAAAUUUAAGCAGGGCUUCUUUGAAUCAUGAUCGUAACAACACUAACCACAGAUCAAGUCAUACCCAAGCACAUGCAAGCUAUCAACGUCCGUUACCACCUAAACCUUUGGGCAGCUUAUCUGGGAUUCGAUCUUCGGCUAGUACACCCAAUGUCAACUAUCAGUCGCAUAAUCGAAGCAAUAGCCAUCCAAAUGGUACAUUAACUCCCUUGGGCCGAUUACCUGACCAUCAUUCUACAGUCAAUGUCUCUUAUCGACCAGAGUUACCGAGAAGAAGACAGAGUAAUACAGGUACCACAAACCCUUUCCAUUCAGAUCCUGUGCCACCAUCAGCUACACAGCAACAGCCACAGCACCAGCAACCACAGCGACAUAGUUACCUGCCCAACAACUCAAAUCAAAGAUCUGCUUCAGAAAACGAUAUACCUUCUUUCAAUCCAUUCGAGGAGCCAGAGUUACCUCCUCCUGCUUACAGCGAAAUUCAACGAGAUACCAUUGUCAACCUGACAUGA
Molecule: messenger RNA, 969 nt
Organism: Mucor velutinosus
Lineage: Eukaryota; Fungi; Mucoromycota; Mucoromycetes; Mucorales; Mucoraceae
Exons: 10
Coding region: 1-969 (322 amino acids)
Molecular function (GO): ubiquitin binding
Source: RefSeq, a predicted model, not a curated record